Molecule: messenger RNA, 23055 nt
Organism: Alosa alosa (allis shad)
Lineage: Eukaryota; Metazoa; Chordata; Actinopteri; Clupeiformes; Clupeidae
Gene: syne1a
Product: spectrin repeat containing, nuclear envelope 1a
Cellular component (GO): membrane
Molecular function (GO): protein binding
Source: RefSeq, a predicted model, not a curated record
UUGCGGGGCAGAGAGAGUGAGAGAGAACGAGGGGAGGCAUACACCGCAGUUUGCAGCAGUAUCUUGUGUGAGUUUUGCCUGAAGAAGAAUGCAGUGUGUGGUAUUCAGACUCAACCCAGCUGGAGUACCUGCGCGCUGAUCCCAGACUGGAGGUGUGAGCGGCUGAGGAAUGUCGGGGCUUCGUCACCAGAGACAAAGCUGAUCCCAGCGCGCGGGGAUGGCGUCCCCUCGGCUCAGGGGCAUUGCUGGGGAGGUGCAGAGGCUGCAAGAUGAGCAGGAGGCUGUCCAGAAGCGGACUUUCACUAAGUGGAUUAAUUCACACUUGGCCAAGCACACUCCCCCGCUGGUGAUGACAGACCUGUUUGAGGACAUCAGAGAUGGCGUGAGGCUGCUGGCCCUGCUGGAAGUGCUGUCUGGACAGAAGCUGGUCACUGAUGUGAACAGGGCCGGCCUGCAGAGGAUCCACUGGGUUGCUAAUGUCCGCACAGCACUCAACUUCCUGGAGGGCAGACGGUCUGUCUACAGAGGAUCCCCGGUGAAGUUGGUCAAUAUAAACGUCACGGACGUUGUUGAUGGGCGGCCGUCCAUCGUGCUGGGUCUGGUGUGGACGAUCAUCCUCUACUUCCAGUUUGAGGAGCUGACCAGCGGCCUGUCGGCUCUGCAGGGUCAAUUGGGUAGCAGCUCCUCAUUGGACAGUUCCAACAGUGCAGACACCACCAGCCCAUCAAUCAAGAGAAAGCCCCGCCUCUCAUUCCAAGGCGGUGCCAGAAGAGCUCUGCUGAAAUGGGUCCAAUGCACAGUAACCACGGCAACCAAACGAAGGGGCCUGGAAGUGAAUGACUUUGGUCCAAGCUGGCGUUCCGGAGUGGCGUUCCUCACCCUCAUCUCCGCACUGAGGCCAGAACUGGUCAACAUGGAACAGGUCUACAGUAGGGGACACCGGGAGAACCUUCAGGAGGCCUUCUCAUUGGCUGAGAGGGAGCUGGGGAUCCCACGGCUACUCGACCCUGAAGACGUGGAUGUGGAUAAGCCCGAUGAGAAGUCUAUCAUGACCUAUGUGGCUCAGUUCCUGAGAAAGCUGCCUAACCCUCUUGGACAGCAACAGGAUGAGGAGGAUCUGGUGCGGGAGGAGGGGGAGUGGCGUCGUGCGGCAGAGUCGAACAGCACACUGACGCGACGGCAACAGGAAGCUCAAGCCCAGCUGGAGAGGACCCUAAAGCUGGCCAAUGCCUGCCUGUCUGAAAAGGGCCCUCCUGACCAACUACACCGGAAACACACGGAGUUCUUUGCUCGAUUGGACCAGCAUGUGCUGAAUGUGUUUCUCAAAGCAUGUGAUGACCUCACUGACAUCCUGCCUGAAAAUGAGCAACAUGCUUUACAGGAGACUGUCAGGGAGCUCCACAAGCAGUGGAAGGACGUCCAGGCAAAGGCUCCGCUGCACCUGCUGCAUCUGAGGGUGGAGUCCGAGCGGCGCAGGCUGAUGACAUCACUGCAGAAGUGCAGGGAGGAGCUGGACAGCAAUAGAGGAAGCCAAGAGCACAGGGGCCAGGAGCUUGUGUGUGUGUGUGAGGUGCGACUGCAGGCCAUAGAGGAGCUUUGCCAGAAGCUUCCAGAGGGGGACGCCGCCCAACAGGUCUUGAGAGAAUCUCGGAGUGCCCUGGCUGAGGUCAAAGGUCGUCUCGAUCACAUGGACACAUGGAGUGAGAAGCAAAGUGUCAUGGCCCAGGUGGCCAAGGAGUGUGUGUCGCAGGAGGAUGUGUGUGUGUUGGUAGACGCGUGUGUGUCACAGGAGGACGAGGAUGUGUGUGUGUCGCAGGAGGAUGUGUGUGUAUCGCAGGAGGAUGUGUGUGUGUUGGUAGACGCGUGUGUAUCGCAGGAGGAUGUGUGUGUGUUGGUAGACGCGUGUGUGUCGCAGGAGGAUGUUCCUAAGGAGCAGCAGGAUGUGGAGACCAGCAGGAGGGUCAGUGCGGAGUCCAGCAGGAGGGUCAGUGCAGAGACCAGGCAGCUACUCCUUGUUCACCAGGUGAAGGACUCAAUGCAGCAGAUGAAGCUCAAACUGCAGCAGCAGAUUCAGCUGACACCCCUGUGUGCCUCCCCUUCCGAUACACACACCGCCCUACAGGAGGUCAUUGAUGGGAAGCAGAGCUCGGGGCAGCUGGCGUCCAGGCUGGAGGCCCUCUCUGUGGGCCAGAGUGGGCAGGCUGAGAGGGGCGAGCUGGAGCCGCUGGAGGUCAACCUCAGGGAGCACGAGCAGGGGGCAGCAGAGACGCUCACCAUUCUGGAGCACCAGCAGGGGGCAGCAGAGACGCUGACCAUCCUGGAGGAGCUGAUGGCUGCAUGGUGCAGAGGGGAGGGCUCUAGUCGGAUGCUGAACCUUCUGCAGGAACAUCAGACCCUGAAGUACAACCUUAGAACCAUCCUGCAGACUGCUGAGAACCUCACUGCAGGCUACACGGAACCACAGAACCGAGAGGAUAUCAGGAGAACCCUCUCACAGCACGGCGCAGUGACAGAGAGGAUGGUCAGUGCCCAAGAGGAGCUUGACCUCCUCUGCUCUAGGGGCCGACUCUUGCAGAUGGAGCUGACCAAAGUGUCAGGCCACCAAGCCCAGGAUGUUACAGCAGACACCAAUGCUGUUGUGGAACGCUGGUCAAAGGUCUUUGAGAUAAUUGAUGGCAAUGUGGAGCGCUUGACCCAGACGCUGGUGUUGUGGGAUGACGUUGUGCAGAUUGAGCAGAGCAUUGGGCAGUGGUGCUCAUCCUCUCUCCCCGUGCUCUGUGGUGGACUCGUCAGCCUGGAAGACAUGCAGAGCACAGAGAAGCACCUGUCCGCAUUUAAGCUAGAGAUAGAUGCCAUGGAUGUGCAGCUGGCUUCUCUACAUGAACAACUCACCAAACUCUCCCAGAGAAGAAACAACCAGGAAGUACCCGCUGAGCUGCAGCAGGUGGAGGAGGGCCUGAGGAGGAAGCUGUGUCAGGCACAUGCGGCGUACGCGCGCAUCAGCAGAUCCCUGGAAGACUACAGCUCACAGAAGCAGCAGCUGGAGGACUUCAUCUCCCAAGGUGCACUGCGUCUUAAGAACGUGGAGGACAAGGUUUCAGACCUGCUUCUGGUAUCAAACCCUGAGAACAUCAGCAGACUGAAGGAAAUUAAAGGGGACCUCAGUCAGCAGCAGCUUUCUCUGGAUGAGGCGCAGGCCAAACUGAGUAUGCUCUGUAGGUCUCACCCCUCCCAGGAGCUGGGCCACCUCAGUGAAGAGCUGACUGACCUGGUCAGAAGAAGGGACAUGGCCGCCCUGCGCUGCUCACGUGCCUCCAGCGACCUGCAGGGGGAGCUACAGCUACACAUCUCUGAGAUCACACAGGAUUUUCACCGCUGGCUAACUGAGCAGAAGGAUAACAUUAAAGACCUCUCGGACCAAUCAGAGGCCAGAGUCAAAGGCUGCCCUGACCAAUCAGAGGCCUGGGUCCUUAUGGCAGACAGGUUACAGGAGCUGAAGGGGGCACUAGAGUGCCUGCGCGUGGGUGAGGAGCGCCUGGGCUCCGUGUGUGAAGAGGGGGGGAUGUUGCUGCCCCAUCUGCCCCCCUCAGCCGCGGGGCACGUGGAGGAGCAGCUGCUCUCCUGCCGCAGGGCUUGGGCUGCCUUUGUGGAGGAGAGCCAGCAGAGCCUGCAGAGCCUGGAGCACAGCGCCGCCCUACAGCACAGGGUGGAAGUGUGUGUGGAGGGUCUAGGUUUCUGGCUGCAGCAGAUGGAACAGAAGCUGGAGUGGGAGGAGCUUCCAGAGGGAGAGAGAGAGCAGGAGAGACUGGAGCAGCUCCACACACAACUACUGCUGAGGAGGCCGUCUCUGGAGCGUGUGUGUGUGGAUGCGGAGGUGCUGGCUGAUGGUGGUUGGCCGUGGGGGCAGCAGGCGUGUGUGUGUGUGCAGAGGCGGCUCCAUGCGGUGCUGGAGGGGGUGAGCACACGGCGCCGUGGCUGCCUAGAGGGCCUGCUGCUGGGGCAGCAGAUCAGAGGCAUCAGGGUCUGGAUCCAGCAGCUACGCAACACUCUACACACACACCAGGGCACGCAGGGUAGCAGGACACAACUGCAGGAGAGACUGCAAAGAGUGCAGGAGGUGCUGUUGCUGAAGGGAGAGGGGGAGGUGCGCAUCAACAUGGUGGUGGGUCGGGGGGGUGUGGCCAGCCGCAGCUGUGGAGACGCCGCACAGGAAGUGAUGUUGGCUGCCAUACAGGAAGUGGAAGACGAGUGGGCGGGGCUCCUCAUAUCUGCCAUGAGGCAACACAGCCGUCUGGAGCGAGCGCUGUGGCUGUGGGCGGAACAUGAGCGUUGCCGUGGUGAUCAGGAGGCGUGGCUGCAGGCGGCGGAGGCGGUGAGAGGGGUGGAGCCACAGGCCGGGCUGAGGGAGAAGCAGCAGCAGAGGGAGAAAGUGCGCCUCCUGGUGGCCCAGCUGGAGCAGCGCAGGGAGGCGCUCACACACCUGGAGCAGGGCUCCGCCCAGCUCUAUGACAUCACCAGAGACCCAGCCUUUAGCCCUGCCUCCCAAGCCUGCCUCAAGGCGAGGUUUGAUGAUGUCAGAACGGCUGCUGACGAGAGCUUGAGACUGGCAGGUGUCAUGGUGACAGAACAUCAGCAGUACCUUGAAGCAGUGAGAGAGCUGUCUGAUUGGCUGCUGGCAGGAGGGGAGGAGCUUCAGCGCUGGUCUGAUAUAUCUGGAGACUCCGCCUCCUUAGAGAAGAGGCUGGAAGAAGUGCGGGUAAGGAAGUGUUUCCAUGGCGCCAAGGGGCGGGAGUGUGGAGGCCGAGAGGUUUCAUGGACGCUGAGGUUCUGGUCAGAUCUCGCCGGACGCCACACGGCUGCUCGGGGCUGCGAGGCCAUGGAGGCCGAGGGAGGGGUUCUGGCCCGCGCUCUGGACCAAUGGGAGGGGGCGGCGGCCAAGUGAGCCAGAGACGAGCUGCAGAUCGCCAUGGCGGCGCAGCGCGUAAAGCGAGAGUACCGCCUGGCGACACGGGCUGCAGCAGCACGCGAGCUGAGCGAGCAGCUGCUCGGCUGGAGGGAGGAGCUUAGCCGUGCCGAGAGGAAGAACAACAGCACACAGGCCGUGGAGGGAUGGACCGUCGCUACGGACAUUCUGGAGCUGCUUCAUGCGUCCGAGCCCAUGGCAGACAGGCUGAAGGAGCAGCUGGACGCCUUGGUCAGCGAGCCUGGUCCGGCAGACGGGCGGCCGCAGGGCUGGAGUGGGGCCGCGCCAUCACUGCCAGCAAUGGUCAGCCUAAGUCUGCGUGCGUCCAGAGAGUGCCAGAGCAAGCAGAAGCUUCUGGACCAGCGGUUCCGCUCGGCUCUGAGGGACUUCCAGCAGUGGCUGGUGAACGCGCAAAUCAGCACGGCCAGAUGCUUCGACGCCCCGCUGAACGUACAUGAGGCCACCACCAGUCUACAGAAAAUAGAGGAGUUCCUGAAUGAAGAGGAGCAGGCCCAGACCCGACUAAACACUGUGCUCACAUGCGGAGAGUACCUGGGCCAGGUGCUGGGGGCCGAUGAGACGCAGGCGGUCAGGGAGAAGGUGACCAAGGCCAGAGACGACUGGGAGACCCUGAUGACAGAACUACAGAGCAGAGAGACAGCCUUACAGACCCUCCAAUCACAGAUGGAGGAUUAUGAGGCAAGACUUGAGCCUCUUCAACAUUGGCUGAAAGACACUGAGAUCACUGUGCAGGAGAGCACCGCCCGCCUUCAUGACAUCCCCGGCAAAAGACAGGAGCUCUGCAAACUACAGGCUGUGCUGAAGGAACUAACAUCUCGGGAGGCGGGGCUUACACAACUGCGGGGGCAGGCCUAUGAGAUGUGGGAGGGGCAAGCAGCUGGGAGGGACUUCAUGCAUAGGGUCUCUCAGCUGAUUGGUCAGUACCUGGCGCUUAGCAACCUCAUUAAGCGUGGUGUGUGGUGAGAAGUUGUCCGUAUGGAGCGGGUUCUAGCAGAACACCAGCUGUUCUCUGAGGGUCUGGUGCAGCUGCAGCUCUGGGUAGCCGACGCCCACAGAACCCUGCAGGAGUGUUCCGGCCCCGCCCCCAAUAAGAGCCUACUGCUGCACAGGAUGGGUCUGUUGGAGGAGCUGGUGUGUGUGUGUGCGGUGAAGGAGGUGGAGCUGAAGAUGCUGAUCACCAGGGGAGAGUGUGUGCAGAGGAGCUUCCCAGCCGACGUGCGCAAACACAUCCAGGACCUCAAGGACUCCUGGGACGCCCUCCAGACUCACUGCAUCACCUGCAAGAGUGACCUGGAGGGGGCGCUGUGCCAGUGGACGAGCUACCAGGAGGACGUGGGGCUGUUCAUCAGCUGGCUGGAGCGUGUGGAGGGGAACCUGGUCCAGUCGAGCCGCCAGCACCCAGAGAUGAGGGACAAGACAGGGACCCUGAGCAGGGCUAAGCUCCUGUAUGAGGAGGUGUUGAGCCACUGUCGCCCCCUGGAGGCCAUCACCUGUAAAGCAUCCAGACUGUCAGAGUGCAGCCGCUCCCCUGCAGAGGUGCAGAGACUGAGCGAGCGCUAUGGAGCCAUCAAACACAAGGCCAAGUGUGCUGUGGAGCGGGCGGAGGAGUUGGUUCUGGCCCAUCAGGAGUACCAGCGGGCGCUGCACCAGUUUGAGGAUUGGUUGGAGCAGCAGCAGGAGCGCCUGGGUCAGCUGACCUCACACACACACACACACUCCGCCGGGGAGCUCGCUGUCCUGGAGAACACACUCAAGGAGCUACAGGAGCUGCGCUGUGUCUGCUCUGAGGGGCCGGUGCUGUUGAGUGCGGUUCUGUCGUGUCGUGAGCGGGUGGUUCCGUGGGGCAUUCCCCAGAUCGAGAGCCGGGCCCUGGAGGCGGCAUGUGUGGAGUGGGAGGGGUACCAGGCCCGGCUGGGCCAGGCGCGGGUCACACUGGACGGGACGGUGGGCAGGGUGCGUCAGCUGGACCUCCGGUUCCGCAGCCUGGACGAGUGGCUGGACGAGAUGGACGUCACGGCAACCGUGCGGAACCACCGCCGCUCCGAUCGCCACACUAAAGAACGCCACCUGCAGCAGCUCCAGCGCUGUCAGGCGGAGGCUCUGCGGUACCAGAGUGAGGUGGAUGGGCUCAGCAUUCUGGUCCAGGAGGUUCUGCAGGAGAACCACGUCAGCAGUCAGCUGACCAACAGAACCUCACAGCUCUGUGGACGCUACCACACACUACAGCUGAAACUCAUGGGGAGUAUCCAGCAGCUGCAGGAGGAGAUAUGCAGUAUAGAGGACGCUCACUGUACAGCAGGAGCCUUCUCUGAUUGGCUGACCACUGCCCAGAGGAACUUUGGUGCAAUUACAUCAACCAAUGAGGGUCAUGAUAUUGUUGCUAUGGAGAAUAAGCUAAAAAGACUGGAGGCCCUGCAGGCGGAGCUGCAGCAGGGUCAUGGGAUCCUGAAAAGUCUGCGUGAGCAGGCUGAGGCGGCGGCCUCCUUCCUGGACUCCAGCGGUGCGGAGCGGCUGGAGGGGGAGGUGGAGGAGCGGCUGUCCCAGCUGGAGCAGCUCUCGGUGGGGCUGCGUACCAAACGUAGCGCCCUGGAGAGGAGCCUGAAGCUCCACACAGAGUUCCAGGACCGUCUGAAGGCCCAGGUGCAGUGGCUGGAGGAGACCAGGGUGUUCCUUAGUGCACCUGUGGAGCCUAAAGCUGAACUGUACCAGCGCAAAGCCCAUCUAGCCAAGUACAAGGCGGUCCAGCAUGCACUGCAGUGUCGGGGGCUGGCGAUUCAGAGCGUGGUGGAGAGAGGCGAGAAUCGGCCGAGUGGUGGGCAGGGGGACAGUCAGCACUCUGGAGCUCAGCACUCCUCCAUCAAAGACAGCCUGGAGAAGCUGCAGGAAGACUAUACUGACUUAUGUACUACUGCCACAGCUCUCACUCAGAAGCUGGAGGUGCAGGUGCUAGAGCAGGAAGGCUACCUGCGGGCGCUGCAGGAAGUGGAAUGCUGGCUGCUGCAGACGUCCAGCAGGAUGGUGACCCCUGACCCCUCCAAGGGGCGGAGUCUCGACUUGGCCACCCAGCAGCUGGCUCGACACAAGGCCAUCAUGGAGGAGAUAGCGGCCUUUGAGGAGCGCCUGUCAGGGCUGCAGCGUUGCGGCGAGACACUCGUGAGCACGUGUGGAGGUGGGCGGCUACGGCAGCAGGUGCAAACUCACCUGCAGGGAGCAAGAGACAGCUACUCUGCCAUCUGCAGCACUGCACAGCGGGUGUAUCAGUGUCUGGACAGUGAGCUGCAGAAGCACAUGAGUGAGCAGGACGCGCUGCUGCAGUGCCAGUCGUGGGUCAGAGCUGUCCAGGCCGAGCUGCAGACCACUGCACCGACACCUGCCAGCCUGCAGGGGGCGCUCUCACAGGUGCAGCAGCACAAGGCUCUGGAGGAGCAGGCAGGCACCUACCUGCAGAUGGUGUGCUCCAGCUGUGACCUUUCUGAUGAGGCCGUGAGGGAGACCGCCACCAAGAUCCAGCGCGUCAGACUGCAGGUGGAGGAGAGGCUGCGGGGCUCCCAGCGGGUGGCGGACGAGUGGAGGGAGGUGGGGGAGCAGCGGGAUGAGCUAGACUCUCGUCUGCGGGACACGGAGCGGCGCCUGCACAGCCUCGCACGCAGCCCAGCCCAGCUGGAGCCCAGAACCACCCACAACCUGCUAGACCAGGCCCAGGUGAGACCAUCACCGCCCCAUGCCUGGGGAGGUCAUGACAGCGGGCAGGAUGUCCAGCGGGCGGCGGAGUAUCAGCAGAGCAGCGCCGCACUGGACCAGCUCUUCCAGCAGGUGUCCAGAGAGUGGGACUACCUGGCCAGGGCAGACACUGAAAGCACCUCGGAGCACCUGAGCGGCCUGAAGAAGCUGUUCGCUGACCUGCAGGACCAGAGAGGCCUGCUGGAGGACCUGAGAGAGAGCAGGCAUGCCAUCGUGCCCCGCCUCAGCCCGGAGGAUCGGGACCUGGUCAAAGAGCACAUGGAACACCUGGAGAACCGCUGGGCCCAGCUGGAGAACCUGAUCCAGCAGAAGAUACAGAACUCUGCCUCGGUUCUAAAGGAUUUGGGGCUGGUGGAGGCCCGUCUGCGUGAGGCUCGGGAAUGGGCCCAGGAGAAGCAGCCGUCGCUGGCCGCUGUCGGAACCAGCCCACCGCCCGACGUCGCGCAGAGCUUCCUGUUUGACCACUUGAGUGUGUGCGCCUGAGCUGAGUUACAGCCAGCCGCUGACGAGGCGUAGGCGCUGACGAGCCGUCCGCCCGGCCUGAGUGAGAGGCGGAGCCUGCAGGCCCUCACGCUGCAGGCCCAGGCGGAGGUGAUAAGGCUAAAUAUGAUAACAUCCCGAAAACACCUGACAAAGCCUUCCGCGGGCCUGCGCCAGUUCCUGCAGGCUGGAGCUAGACUGACUAAGUGGAGUGAGAAGAGGCAGCAGGAGGGGAAGGCCCUGAUGGAGGAGCACGUGGCUCUGCUGCCAGACGACAUCUCCAGGCAGGUGGAUGCCUGCAGGGCCGCUCUGAGCAGCCUGAAGGCCCAGCAGGGGGAGCUCUCGAGCCUCUGGGGGCAAGGCCGGGAUCUGGUGAGGGGCAGCACAGACGAGGAGAAAGCAGAGACUCUGGAGAAACUGCAGGAGGUGCAGGGCACCUUUGAGAGGGCCCUCGGCAGGUGCACACAGAAACUGCUGGACCUUGAGAAAGCCCUGGCAACCAGGAAGUACUUCAAGGUGGACUUAGACAAGAUGUGUGAUUGGCUGAGGCAGACAGAGGCGCUCAUGUACCCUCAGAUGGACUGGAAUAUGUGUGAUGCAGAACAACAAUCCAUUAUUACGAAGUACCAAACCAUCCUGGAGCAAGCCUCUGAGUAUGAAAACCUUUUACUUAUUGUCCAAAGGGCAGGGCAAGAGAUACUGCCCACAUUAAAUGAAGUUGACCAUUGCUACCUCGAUGAGAAACUCAACGCCCUGCCCCAGCACUACAAUAGCAUCCUGGUGUCUGCCAAACAGAGACUCGAGAUCGCUCAGCAGACAUUGGCUGAACGGAAAGAGUUUGAUUCUCUGAUGGAGGUGACUGAUGAAGCUGUCAGGAAACUGCAAGGACAAUUUGAAGCCCUGGAGAAGCAGACUGUCAGCUGUUCUGUAGAUAUCAUUCCAGGACUCCAUGGUGACUUCACAGACCUCUUGAAAGGCUGCAGCACUCAGGACAGGACGUUGAAGGAGCUAAAGAGGAAGCGAGAGGAGCUCCUCAGCGUAGGACACCCCUGCAACGCAGAGGCCCUCAAUCACACACUGAGAGUCCACUCUGAGCUGAAGCACCAUCUCAAGCAGAAACUGAAAGACCUCAACCAAAUGCUGACAUGCGCAGGCGAGUACAGCAAGUCAGCGUCAGAUCUGGCAUCUGAGCUAAAGGCUAUAAAAGAGCACAUGAGUGAAUUAGACACCGAGGACCAGACCUCCGACACCUUGAGUCGCUUCCACAGCCUGGCGCAGUCUCUAGCAGCUGCUGAAUGUCAUCUGCAGAGAUUGAGUGACCUCAGCUCUGCCCAGGACCCGCAGCAGCUUAUUAUCUGGCAGGAGGAACUGCUCGGUCUGAAGGGAAGGGUGAGAGAUGGCAUCACUUCCUGUGCGUGUCUCAUUAGAGAUAGUGGUAACUUCCACACAGAGAUAACAAACACCUUGGGCUGGUUAAAGACUGAAAGAGAUGGUCUUCUUUGCUCCAUUAACUUUGAUGAGCUAACAGUUGAGAAGAGUGACCACCAGCUGAAGAAGAUCCUGUUGCUUCAGGAAGAGGUCCAGUCCAAGGUCCAAAUCUUCAAAGCUUUAGCUGACAAGGAAAGACAAAAGCAUAGCAGCCACAAAGAGCAAUCGCCUGCCACUUAUGAGGGCCCUCUUGGAGAAGUUAUGCAGUUGGAGGCCGACAUCCUUCAAGCACUUUCUACAAAACAGUCCAUCCUCGUACAGGCUCAGCCUCUCCUCCAGCAGUGCCACUUUGGCCUGCUCUCUGCCCAGCAGUGGCUGGAGAGGGCUGGAGAGUUCCUGGAUCAGGCCAAGCAGGAAGUGGACCCUGAGGACCUGGAGGAUUGUCUCAGGGAGCUGGAGGACAUUCUUUCCCAGGAGACGGGCCUUGCCGGCGGGCUGGAGAUGCUGCAGGACAUGCCUGCUCAGCUCGAGGGGCUGGAGGGCGCUGCUCUCACACUGAACCUGACAACCAGCAUAUGGAGUGUGUGUCACCAGGGGUCAAAAGUCAAGGAGCAGCUGAAGAGUCAUCAGCAAACCCUGCAGAGGUGUGCUGCUAUGUGGCGCCGCUAUGAGGCACUGAGAGGAGAGAUCAUCAGCAGGAUGGAUGAAGCAGAGAGGGGCAUGGCUGACAUCACCACCAUCUCAGCCGUAAGCCUGCAGGAGGCUCACAGCAAACUGGAGAAGCACAAGGUAACACACAGCACUCUUGAGAAGCACAGGGUAACACACAGCACUCUAGAGAAGCACGUGGUUGAGCCUCUAACACACAGCACUCUAGAGAAGCACAGGGUAGAUCCUCUAACACACAGCACUCUAGAGAAGCACAGGGUAACACACAGCACUCUAGAGAAGCACAGGCUUGAGUCUCUAACACACAGCACUCUAGAGAAGCACAGGGUUGAGUCUCUAACACACAGCACUCUAGAGAAGCACAGGGUUGAGUCUCUAACACACAGCACUCUAGAGAAGCACAGGGUAGAUCCUCUAACACACAGCACUCUAGAGAAGCACAGGGUUGAGUCUCUAACACACAACACUCUAGAGAAGCACAGGGUAACACACAGCACUCCAGAGAAGCACAGGGUUGAGUCUCUAACACACAGCACUCUAGAGAAGCACAGGGUAACACAGCACUCUAGAGAAGCGCAGGCUUGUGGAAGCUGGACUCGGUUGAGCAGUUCAGCGAGAUCCCAGGAGAGAGCGCUAGAGAGCACUGCCCGGGAGUGGAGGAGCUUUGAGGAAAAGGUGCAGAAGGCUCGGUCAGUAGCAAAGGACCUGCAGGGUCGUGUCCCAGAGGGUGCAGCUGAGAAGGCCGCCUCUAGGGCGGCGCUGCAGAGCCUCCUGGACUACCACGACUGCUUCUGCCUGGAGGUGGAGAGAGAGAGAGCCGGCCUCGUCCUGCUGGGGCAACUGGCCCGUGCCCUGACCCCCUUACCCCCCGAGGCCCAGAAGGGGCAUCAGGAUAUUAGCUGCCUGCAGGAGUGCUAUUGCAGGCUGCUGCAGAGGGCACGUUCGGGCCGUGAGCACGUUCAGGCUGAGCUGGCGCAGCGCGAGCAGCUGGAGAGAGAGAUGAGCCUCGUUAAGGGCCAUAAACCACGACACACGCCCUCCCACCAGCCCUCCGCCGACCCGGCCACCGCUCAUCCGAACCUGAGGCACACUCAAGAGCACACGCUGUGUGCUGCACAUGAGGACGUGCUGUCUCACAGGCAGAAAGUGGAGCAUCUGAGUGAGCAGCAGCAGCUGAAGUACGAGCAGCUUCACACACACCUGCCGCCCGAGAUUAGCACCCAGCUAGCAGAGCUCACACUCACGCUAGCAGCUGCAGAGGACCAGGUUGGUGCUCGUGAGCGGGAGGUGCAGCAGAUUGAGCCAGUUGAGGAGCUACUGAGCGCGCCAGAGCUUGUGGACAGACUGACCUCCCUCACCUCCCGACUCACGGACAAGAGCGCCGCCCUGCAGGAUGCCACGGAGGAGAACAAGUGUGUGUGUGAGGAGUUGGAGCGGUGCUGCAGUGCCCUGUCGGAGCUGAGGGGGGCGCUAGAGGAGUUUGGGCAGCAGAAUCCCCUCCUGCGUGCUCAGCUGACCGUCCCCAUGGCAACGCUGGACCACGCCCACAGCCGUGCCACCGCACUCGCACAAGACCGCUCAGCUCAGCUACUCAGGGCUGAGGAGUUGAUGGAGGACUACACAGACAUGCGCAGCUUCAUCAUGGGCUGGGUUCAGAAGGCGGAGUCUCUCACCUCAUGCAGCAUCGUGUGGAGCCCCUCAGCACAGCUGCACGAACCAAUCAGGGCACACCAGUCUCUGGUGAGGAAAUGGCCGGAGCUGCAGCAGGAGCUGGAGAUGAUGGACCAGAGGGUGUCCCAGCUGUCGGACGUGCUGCACACACACACCAUGAGCCAGCAGGUGGCAGCACUGAGCGCACACACCCAGCAGCUGCAGGAUGCCCUCAGGAACAGACUGGACACCCUGCAAGAUGCUGCAAAGGUGAAGACGCUGCGUGGCUGUCUGGAGCAAAUGCAGUCCUCGCUCACCUGUCCAGAGCUGGGCCACGCCAGCCUCCGCCAACAGCUGACCAUCAGACAGCACCUCCUGAGUGAGAUGGAGGACUUCAAGCAGCAGGUGGAGAACUCCCAGUAACUAUUCUCCCAUGUUGUGAGAGAGGAGGUAUUGCUCAGCCUGCCACUCUGCCAUACUGCCCACAGCCUCCACGCCGAGGGCAGCCAGUUACAGCACUCCGUCAUUCAGCAGUGCAACAUUCUGCAGGAGGCCGUGCUUCAGCAUGAGCAGUGUGAGCAGGAAGUGAGGCAGCUGCAGAAGCUGGUGGAGGAGGCCCACAGGAUCAUCCAGGACCGGCCCGUCGCCACGGGCAACAUCCAGGAACUCCAGACCCAGAUUCAGCAUCAUGAGGAGCUGGCCCAGCGGAUGCAGGGCUACCAGGAGCAGAUCUCGGCGCUCAACUCCAAGUGCAGGAUGCUGACGGUGAAGGCCAAACACGCCACCAUGCUGCUGACCGUCAGCGAGGCGGACGGAAUCUCCGAUGGCCUGGAGGAAUUGGACCCGGAAGACGACGAAGAGGAGGAGGAGGAGGAGGAGAUGGCCAGACAUCCAGCCGCACACCCCUCCGUCGUCAUGAUGACUGCAGGCCGCUGUCACACACUGCUGUCUCCAGUCACAGAAGAGUCUGGGGAGGAAGGAACCCCCCCUACCUGCAGAUCCCCCUCACCAGGGGCACAGGGUCCAGGGAAGACCUCCAUGAGCGGAGCUGCUGUGCAAGACAUGUUUGACCCCGUCUCCAUGGAGACCAGCUCAGCCCAUCUGGACGACCUGCAGCGCUCCUGGGACACACUCAAGAACGUGAUCAGUCAGAUGUCUGGUUACCAGGAGGCCCUGCAGUCCGUCUCCACCAAGAUGGAGGCCGUGGAGGCGGAGCUUAGCGAGGGACUCGACCACAACAAGAGCCCCGAGAGCCAGAUGGCCUCACACCAGGCACUGCUGGAUGAGAUGCUGCUGCUGCAGGAUGAGCUGGGUGUGCUGCAGGACUGUUUCUCUGAGGAGCUGCUCACACACACACACACACACACACCAGAGGAGGAGAUGGGCCAGCAGAGGGCACUACAGUCCACCCUCACCGUGCUGGCCGAACGCAUGGCCACCAUACGCAUGAAGGCAUCCGGCAAACGCCAGCUACUAGAGGAGCGUCUGAGUGAGCAGCUGGAGGAGCAGCGUCAGGAACAAGCUUUGCAGCGUUGCCAUAGCGAGGCGGAGGAGCUGGACCAUUGGCUGCUCAGCACCCGGGCCACGCUAAACUCCGCCCUGCAGCCACACCCACAAGACAUGGACAUGGAGGAGCAACUGAUUGACUGUCAGAACAUGCUGCUGGAGAUCGAGCAGAAGGUGUCGUGUUUGUCGGAACUCAGCGUUCACAGCGAGAGUCUGCUGCUGGAGGGGCGGAGCCACACGCGUGGGGAGGCGGAGCAACUUAGCCAGCGGCUACAUGGUCUUAAAGCCAGUCUGGUGGAGCUGCAGCGGAUUCUACAAGACAAGCAAAUACACAUCCAGGGGUCACUGCAGGAGCAGGAGGACAGCGAGUCGGACUCCACGCUCUCCCAGAGCCCCAACUUCCAGGACUGGCUGAGUCAACUCCGCAACAGCAGGGGGCAGAAGAGACACGAACACAGCCAGAGACAGAGGGAACUGGAGGAUCAGCUGGUGGAGCAGAAAAAGCUCCUUCAGGCCGUCACCAGCAGAGGGGAGGAGCUUAUCAUGCAGCAGGCCACACCCACUGAAGACAGCCUAUCAGAGGAGCUGCAGCUGCCCCUGGCUCCGCCCCAGAGGAGUCGCUGGGAGAAGCUGAGGAGAGAGCUGAGCACCAAACUACAGCUGAGUGCAGCCACCCUGCAGCAGGAGCAGCCGACAUACCAGCGCUCCAGAGUGACCAGCCCAGGGGGUGUGUUCAGGGCGGAGCUUCCGGCCCAUGACGGCCCCUCCCCCAGGACGUUGUUCGAGACCUUCAACCAGGCAGGGGGCAGUGGUGCGCAGCUGGCAGGACAGCGGGGGCAGCAGCUAUGUGCUGCAGUGGCGGCCACCUCCAGUUGGCUGGACAGUGCUGAGGCUCAGCUUCUCAGUGGCCCCAUGCUGCUGUCAGACCACAGCGAGGCUCAACUCUGCCACCUUGAGGCGCUGAUGCAGGAGUUGUAUGAGGUGGAGGCGGAGCUGAAGCGCUGCAGGGAGGCUCUGAGUGAAGAGGCGGGACUAGUGGGUGGAGGGGUGGGGCUAGUGGGUGAAGGGGUGGGACUAGUGGAUGAAGGGGUGGGGCUAGCUGGUGAGGCGCUGGAGAUGUUGGAGGAGAGACUCCGCCUCCUGAGCAGCAUGUUGGGACCUCGCUGCCAAGACAUGACGGACAGACUGCAGGAGCUUAGCACCUUCCAGGGGGAGAUGAGGCAGCUGUCCUCUGCCCUCUCAGACAGCAGGAUUGCACUGCAGCAGAAGAUGAUUGGCUCCCUGGAGAGACCCGCCUCCAGACAGAUGGAGAUGGUGUUGGAGGCUGAGGACAGCUUGCGUGAGUUUGACCAGCGUGUCCAGGAGCUCAGGAGUCGAGGAGAGACUCUGCAACCCGACCAAACCUCUGCUCAGGAACUGCUUAAAUUGCAGGACUGCUAUGAGGAGCUGGUUCUGAUGGUGGGGUGUCGGCGUGGCGGGCUGCACCGGGUCCUGGCGCUGAAGGUCCAGUACGAGGUCGCGCUGCAGGACCUGGCCGAGCUGCUGGACACUGCGCAGGACAAGGUGGCGGCCGAGCAGAAGAUGAGCACACGCUCCGUCAUGGAGGUCCAGAUCCUGCUGGACACACACAAGGAGUUCUUCCACUCCCUGGAGGGUCAUGUGGUGCUGACGGAGUCGUGGUUCGGGCGUGUGCGCGGUGUUCUAAGCCACCGGGAGCAGCAGGCGCAUGAGGACACGGUCGGCCAGGCGCGCUCCACACUCACCCAAGCUCACCGCAGGGGCAUGGAGCUGGAGGCUGUCCUGGAGUCGUGGGGGGUGCUGGGGGUGGACUACCAGGCUCUGUGUAGAACUCUGGAGCAGGUGGAGAGCAGCAUCCCCACCACUGGCCUGCUGGAGGAGACGGAGGAGCGACUACACCACCGGAUCAGCCUCUACCAGCGGUUGAAGGGCAGUCUGUCUGAGCAGCAGCAGCAGCUGUACCGGGUGCUGGAUGAGGGGAAGCGGCUGCUGGUCAGUGUGUGUUGCUCUGAGCUGGAGCUGCAGCUCACUCAACUGAGAGAACACUAUGCUUCCCCGUCCACCAAACUCAACAAGAGCUGCGCGGCCUGGGACUCUCUUUGGCUGAGGACGUACCAGAGUGAGAGUGCUGUGCUGAGUCAGUGGCUGCGUUCCGCUCUGGAACGUCUGGAGUUCUGGAACACCCAGUCGGUCACUGUUCCGCAGGAGCUGGAGACAGUCAGGGAUCACCUCCACGCCUUCCUGGAGUUCUCUAAGGAGGUGGAGGCGCGCUCCUCGCUGUACUCCUCGGUGUUGAGUGUGGGCGGCCAGCUGCUGCGGCUGAAGAAGGUGGACACAGCGGCUCUCAGAGCCCAAAUGGCUCAGGUGGACACGCAGUGGGCAGACCUGCUCACCCGCAUCCCUCUGGUCCAGGAGAAACUGCACCAGCUGCAGAUGGAGAAGCUGCCCUCUCGUCAUGCUAUCACUGAGUUGAUGAGCUGGAUCUCCCUCAUGGAGAACGCUAUCCAGGAGGACCAGCAGUGCAUCAUGGGAGCCGUGGGGUCAGAGGUCAUCCACAACUUCCUGCAGAAGUAUAAGGGUUUCCGUAUAGACCUGACGUGUAAGCAGCUGACGGUGGAUUUUGUGAACCAGUCAGUUCUUCAGAUGAGCAGUCACGACGUGGAGGGGAAGCGCAGCGACAAGACCGACUUUGCAGAACGGCUGGGAGCCAUGAACCGCCGCUGGCAGAUACUGCAGGGCUUCAUCACUGAGAAGAUUCAGGUUUUGGAAGGUCUGUUGGAAAGGUGGGCGGAGCAUGAGAGUGGGGUGCAGACUCUGGGGGCGUGGCUAAACUCUCAGGAGGAGAAACUGAAGAGGAAGCAGAGGCUGGAGGAUGUAGCGUCCGUGCACAACGCACUCAAGGACUGCCAGGACUUGGAGGAGACGCUUCAGGAGAAGGUGAGGGAGCUGGACAAGGCUGAGGAGAGAGGCUGUUUACUGACCAAGGACAAGACAGGGGAUGGCUGUGCGGUCGUUAUGGAAACCCUGAAAGGGCUCAAACAAUCAUGGGCCAGUCUGGAGCAUAUGUUGGGCCAGCUGAAGGGGAGGCUGAGGCUGCUGCUGGACCAGUGGCUGCUGCAUAAGCAGGCGUCUGAUGACAUCACUGGUUACAUCAUAGAGGGACGCUACUCGCUGUCCCGCCUCCGACGACUCAAUGGCUCACUAGACGCCACGCAUGCACAGGUGGAGAGUCUGGAGGCCCUGCAGGGGGAGCUGGAGGCCCAGGAGGGCAGUCUGACUCAACUCAGCUCCAGCACCCAGCUGCUGCACACACACAGCGCCACGCUCACACACGCACUCACCGACGUCACACUCAGGUGGAACGGUCUGCUGGAGCGGGUCUCUGAGCAGCUCCGGAGUGGUAAGUCUCUGCUGCAGCUGUGGCAGCGCUACCAGGAGCUGCACACACACACACACACCGCGGUCCAGCGGCACGAGGACGCUGCCCAGCGCCUGCUGAAGAACGCCACCGACGGGGACGUCACCGGACAGGAGCUGGACGCAUGGAGGCACAAAUGCUCUGACCUGCUGGCUGAUCAGGAUUCUCUUCAGGCUGCUCUGCAGGAGUUCCAAGAAGUGACGGAUCAGCUCAGGAAGCAGGUGGAGCCCUGCGCCAUGGCAACCUUCCAAGCCGACCACCUGUCACUCACACAGCGCCUGGCCACGGUGGAGCACGCCCUCUGCAGGCAGCAGUCUGCAUUGCAGGGUGGGGUUCAGGAAGUGGACUCUCUUGUGGAGCAGCUGGAUGCUCUGGAGGAGCUCUGUGAGGAGGCGGAGCUAGUUCUGAAGGAGGCGGAGCCAGAAGUGACCGCAACCCCAACACCAGACAGCAUUCAGGAGCGCAUGGACACACUGAAGGCCCUGCUGUUGCGGCUGAGCGGCUGGUGUCCAGAUCUAGAACGUCUGAACCAGCUGGGGUUCCGUCUCCCGCUGACCGACGUCCACAUCAAACGCAUGCAGAGACUCAACCUGCGCUGGAACACACACACUGCACACACCAUGGAAGAAUACAGUAGGCUGCAGGCGUCCCACCUGCUGCAGCUGGGUUUCCAGGAGAAGUGUGAGGCCUGGAGGGACUUCCUGUCCAGUGCAGAGCAGCGUCUGGCCACCGACAUCUCAGGCAGCCGCCACACACUACUGGAGCAACAGAAGGAGCACGAGCUCUUCCAGGCUGAGAUGUUCAGUCGACAGCAGAUUCUCCACUCCAUCAUCUCUAAUGGACAUGCACUACUGGACCAGGGACAGGUGGAAGACAGGGAUGACUUUGGCCUGAAGUUGACGCUGUUGAGUCACCAGUGGCAGGCGGUGGUGCGGCGCGCCAUGCAGAGGCGGGGCCUGAUUGACGGCCUGCUGCACCAAUGGGAGCACUACCACCAGCUGCUCGCCAAGCUCCGCCUCCGGCUGCACCAGGCCGCACUGCAGCCUCCAGAUGACCUACAGGGGGCGCCAGUAGCACUACAACAGGCACGCAACACACUGGACAUCAUACAGCUGAAGGAGCGGCUGCUCCAGCGGCAGCAGGCCAGCUACGUCCUAGUGGUGGAGGCUGGGCGGCAGCUGCUGCUGUCCUGUGACUCGCUGGCGGAGGCCUCUCUGCAGGCCGAGCUCUCUGACGUGCAGGAGCACUGGAGGAGCGCCACCUUGAGGCUGGACGAGAGGAAGAAGGAGCUCAACGCACUGCUGAAGGACUGGGAGCGCUGUGAGAAGGCCAUUGCUGCGUCUCAUGAGAAGCUGCGGUUGUUUAAGAGGAAGCUGAGUGUCCCAAUACCGGACCACCAUGAUGAACUCCACACAGAACAGAUACGCUGCAAGGAGCUGGAGGGGGGGGUAGAGGGUUGGCCGGAGGCGGUGCUUCAGCUGUCUGAGCUGAAGGAAUCCCUGAGUUCCAGACUCCGCCCCCAUGACCUCAGCAUCCUACAGGAACGCCUCGACCUGCUGCACAGCCAAUGGGACGAGAUCUCCCACCAGCUGAGAGUGAGGAGGCAGCAGGUGGGAGAGAAGCUAAAUGAGUGGAUGUUGUUUAAUGAGAAGAACAAGGACUUGUGUGAGUGGCUCACACACAUGGAGAGCAAAGUCUCGCAGAACGCAGACAUCAGCAUCCAGGACAUGAUCGACAAACUACGCAAGGACUACCAUGAGGAGAUCGUGGUGAUGGAGGAGACACGAGGGCAGCUGCUGCAGAUGGGUGAGCGCUUGGCGCGGUCCAGCCACGAGGGCAAAGCCAAUGACAUCCACUACAAACUCAGCAAGGUCAACGAGAGAUGGCAACACCUGCUCGACCUGAUGGCCGCCAGGGUGAAGAAGCUGAGGGAGACGCUGGUGGCGGUGCAGCAGCUGGAUAAGAACAUGAGCGUUCUGCGUUCAUGGCUCGCCCACAUUGAGACGGAGCUGUCCAGACCCAUCGUCUACGACACCUGCGACGCUCAGGAGAUCCAACGCAAGCUCAAACAGCAGCAGGAGCUGCAGGGUGACAUCGAGAAGCACAGUACAGGUGUGGCAUCGGUGCUGAACCUGUGUGAGGUGCUGCUGCACGACUGUGACGCGUGUGCUUCGGACACAGAGUGCGAGGCCAUCCAGCAGGCCACCCGCGGCCUGGACCGUCGCUGGAGGAACAUCUGCGCUGUUGCCAUGGAGAGGAGACUGAAGAUUGAGGAGACGUGGCGUCUAUGGCAGAAGUUUCUGGAUGAUUUCGGGCGUUUCGAGGAGUGGCUGAAGGCCUCGGAGCGCUCGGCCGCGCUGCCCAACUCCGCCGGAGUCCUCUACACCAUCGCCAAGGAGGAGCAGAAGAAGUUUGAGGCUUUCCAGCGCCAGGUGCAGGAGUGCCUGACUCAGCUGGAGUUGAUCAAUAAGCAGUACCGCCGGCUGGCUCGGGAGAACCGCACCGACGCCUCCUGCCGUCUGCGGGAAAUGGUGCAUGAUGGGAACCGUCGCUGGGACAACCUGCAGAGACGAGUGGCCUCCAUCUUACGCCGCCUCAAGCAUUUCAUCGGUCAGCGGGAGGAGUUUGAGACAAACAGGGACAGCAUCCUGGUGUGGCUCACGGAGAUGGACCUGCAGCUCACCAACAUCGAGCACUUCUCCGAGUGUGACGUCCAGGCCAAGAUUAAACAGCUCCGGGCGUUCCAACAGGAGAUUGGCCUGAACGCGGGCAAGAUGGAGCAGGUGUUCCGUCAGGGGGAGGGGCUACUGAGCCGCAGUGAGCCGCAGGACGCUGAGGUCAUCGAGGACGAGCUGGAGGAGCUACGACGGUACUACCAGGAGGUGACCGGACGCGUCGAGCGAUACUACAGGAGACUCACACGCCUACCGCUGUCAGAGGAGGACUUUGAGGGGUCAGACCGUGAGCUGGAGCUGGAGGAGGGCGGCUGUACCUCACUGGUCUCCAGUGCAGUGGGAGGGAGUCUCAUGCUCUCCCAGCCUCCCGCCCUGCCCCUUCUCAGCCUCCCCCACACUGACCCCUGUGGCCGAGACACCCCCGCCAGCGUGGACUCUCUCCCUCUGGAGUGGGACCACGACUAUGACCUGGAGCCCAUGGGCCAUACCAUCUCCACAGAGAGGGGGGGGUCCCCGACACACAAGGACCAGCAGACCCUAAUCAGGGAGGGAACUACUGCUCUCACAGACGUGGUGAUUCCGGAGAGCCCAGAGGCCUACAUUAGACUAACUGAGGACACGCUCAGGUCCUCCUCUGCGGAGCCCGGCCAGCUGGAGUCCCAACUGCGGCAGCUGGACCGGUCCCUGGACCCAGUGUGCUACCAACCCCAGCUCACAGAGGGCGCUGUGGUGCGACACGACCCAGAGCUAGACUCCCCCUACAUGGGCUAUAUGAGGUUGAUGGGAGAUUGCCGUGGCAGCAUAAACGCUGUGAAGAAGGCAGAAGAAGAGCUGGAGGAAGAUGAGGAAGACCUGUCUGGACUCACAAACCCCGACAGCACAGAGACGCAGAGCACAGGAGUGAUCAAGAGAUGGGAGCUGCUGCAGGCCCAGGCCAACCUGCAGCCAUGGCAACAGCUGACCUCAGACCUGGAGACCAUGGAGGCAUGGCUAGAAGACGCAGAGGCGGAGCUUAAUCAGCUGAGUGGGCGGGACUUCAGCACAGACAUCCACACCAUCGAGCAGAGAAUAAAAAAGCUCAAGGAGCUGCAGAGAGCUGUGGAUGCCCAUAAGUCCCUGGUGCUGUCCAUCAACUUGAGCAGCGUUGAGCUGGCCCAAUCAGAGAGUGGCACGGGGCGGGACCUGCCGGCCAGGCUGGCGGAGAUGAACGGGCGCUGGGAGAGACUGACCACCUCACUGGACGAGUGGAGGACCGCGCUGCAGGACGCCUUAAUGCAGUGUCAGGAGUUCCAUGAGCUGAGUCAUGGUCUGCUGCUUUGGCUGGAGAAUAUUGACCGCCGGAGGAACCAGGUUGUUCCCAUCGCCACGGGACUGGACCUCAACACACUCCGCACACACCACCACACACUCACGGAGGUGCAGGUGGAGCUGCAGGCGUCGGAGCAGCGGGUGGUGUGUCUGCAGGAGCUGGUGGAGGUGGGUGGAGGUGGGGGGGAGUGUGUGGAGGCGCGUGAGCGUGUGCACGUGAUUGGGAACCGCCUGCACACACUCCUCAGGGCUGUGACCUCUGACCUUCAGCAGCUGGACGCCCAGAUGGAGGCGGCCGCAGCACAGCAGGGUGCUGUUUCCUGGUCGGUGGUGGAUGAGCCGGAUGCAUCAGCAGACAGCGCCCCCAGCAGUCUGAGAACGGGGCAAACGGGCAAACGUAGGUCCUGCCUCCCCCCACCUGGAGCUCCGCCCAACCUCCCACACCACAGAUGGCCCGGAGGCUCUGGCUGUGGUUCUUCCCAUUCUGAGCGCUGCUCCUCCCAGGCUGUGGGUGGCGCUGUGGGCCGGCACUGUCAGUCCUUCUUCCUGCGUGUGCUGCGGGCAGCUCUCCCUCUGCAGCUGCUGCUGCUGCUGCUGCUGGCGUUGGCCUGCCUGGUGCCCAUGAGCGAGCAGGACUACAGCUGUCACCAUGCCAACAACUUCGCCCGCUCUUUCCACCCCAUGCUGCGCUACACCAACGGACCGCCUCCCAUCUAAACUCCCCACUGCCCCCCAGAGGCCUGGAGGAGAAGGACAUCUAGCUAUCUACAUAUAUAUAUCUAUCUAUAUCUACCCACCUAGCUAUCUUUAUCUUUAAUCUUAUUUAUUGCAUUUUUAAAGAUCUCUUGUGGGCUGCUGAGGGACUGCACCCUCAGUAGAGUUUGGUUUGCUGUUUGCCUGACUGUAUGGAGCACUACUGCUAUGCUUUACUGUUGCUAAACAGUAAAGCAUAGCAGUAAACAACAACGCUGCUCUAACCACAUUUGACCCUCCCUGCUUCCCGUAGCAGGUUGGACAGAGUGGAGUGCUGUGGCGCUUGCUUAAAAGCCUGAUAUUAAAGGUGCUCUAAGCGAGUCCAGGCCUGAAAUUAAAGGUGCUCUAAGCGAUGCCACUUACUGCAAACAUCACCUAACCAACCGCUAGCUCUCUGUGUCCUGAAUACACUGUAAAGAAACGCG